Molecule: messenger RNA, 2738 nt
Organism: Limanda limanda (common dab)
Lineage: Eukaryota; Metazoa; Chordata; Actinopteri; Pleuronectiformes; Pleuronectidae
Product: macrophage mannose receptor 1-like
Exons: 15
Coding region: 64-2511 (815 amino acids)
Biological process (GO): biological process involved in interspecies interaction between organisms
Cellular component (GO): external side of plasma membrane
Molecular function (GO): fucose binding; D-mannose binding
Source: RefSeq, a predicted model, not a curated record
AGCAGCGUCCUGACAAAACCUCUCUCACGUGCGCUUCCACAACAUCUCGGCUGAACUGUCAGGAUGGAGGUGAAAGGAAACACAGAUGGAGAUUUCAAUAUUGAAUUCGAGAUGCCAAUUUAUCAAGAGGACUUGCACGACGAGAAAGAGUAUCCCCCUCACCUCAACUCCAAUAAAAAGAGGCAACAAGUGUCUAUGCUCGACAUGGCACCUGGAAGACACGACAGACAGGCUGUGCUGAGCCUGGCGAUACUCGCUGCUGUUCUACUGAUAGUUGAUAUCAGCCUCGGAGUGUACUACAGUAAACUUACAGAUACCCAUCUCACAACUGAUGAUGUGGAACGCAUUGAAAACGAGUUGAACAAACUGCAAGACACUUACAAGACUGCAAUCAAGACCAUGGCGGACGCCAGGCAUCAGCUGGACAAGGAGAUGAGUCGUCAGACACCAACCAACUGGGAGCUUGAACACCAGCAAAAAAUUAAAAGUGGCUAUGAAGAAGAGAUUGAACAAAUGACAGUGGCCAUUGCAUCAAUGAAAUCCCAGAUACCAGUCCUUCGUGAUGGCUGCAGAUACUGUCCAAUGGGAUGGGUUUUCGUGAACUCAGCAUGUUAUUACUUUUCUUACUCCAACCGUGAUGGAGCCAGAAGCUGGCAAAAAGCCAGAGAGUUCUGCCAAAACGAUGGCGGCGAUCUUGUGAUCAUAGACAGCAAAGACAAAGAGAAUUCAACUGUAAAUGCCCUGCGAAAUCCUUAUAAAGGCUCUCGAUCCUCUGAUGCUUUCUGGAUCGGACUGAGGCUUAUCCAUGAGGAAAAGACUUGGAAAUGGUGGGAUGGAACAUCAAUGGCUGAAGGGUACUGGGAUGAUUUGGAGCCAAUUUAUUCCGGCGGUGAGAUCUGUGCAACAGUGAAUCCCAGACAAAACUUCUUCAAGGCUUGGAGUACCACUGGAUGUGGAAGUGGACGGAAAUGGAUUUGUGAAAAAGCACCAACCGCUGUGAAUUGUUCCAAAGCCAAAGAUCUCCAGGCUCCCAACUCUGCUGCUAUGCCAUUUAUCGUUGAGCUGAACUAUCUCAGGAGCAACCACAGUGAAAUGAUCAGAGCCAAAUUGGAGAGCCAGGCAGCUUUAGUGAGAGAGCGUGCCAACCAAAUGCAUCUGAUGCUGCAGAUUAAGCAGCAGAAGAUUGUCACGGAUGUCCAUCAGAGACAUAUUGAGACUAUAGAGAUAGAGAAGAUUUUUUUGAAUGAAAACCUCCCUCAUCAGCACUCGCCCAGCGCUACUUGGUGGCACAACAGCUUCUGGAUGGGCCUCACUGAUGUAGGGGCCAACGGGACGUGGGUGUGGAUCAACAAUGUGACUGAAGUGGAGACGAUGUUCUGGUUCGAUGGACAGCCCAACUACAUUGGAGAUCAGAAAGGGAACUGUGUUGCUUCUUAUCAAUCUAGGGAGACCAAGAAGACGUGGAUUAAUGGAAACUGUAAAGUCAACCUGCUUAACUGGGUUUGUGAGAUGGAGCCAAAUCCGGGGGAAAAAAUAUCCCUGUCAGACUGUUUUCAUUCUCUUCUCUUUGUCAAAAUGGCGGACGAAGGAAAUUCAAGCUCUUUUGUUGACACAUUUGACAAAUUGAUCUGUGAAGAUGACUCUGGCACAGAUGAGAACCCUCUCUACUCAAGCCAAGACAAACAGCAAGUGUCCAUGUCCAUGCCGAGGCAUGAAUCCAGUCGGAUUCCUUACAGGCUGCUCACAGUGAUCCUGGCAAUGAUGGCUGUCAUUCUCCUGGCCAUUAACAUCGGCCUGGGAGUCUAUUACAACCAACUCACUGGUGGGAAGCAAACAAUAAAAGACAUCCACAGCGAGGUGGCCAAACUGCAGGCUGGUUACAGUGCUGUGAUCCAAGAAAAGAUCGAUGCCAAGAAUCAACUGGACAGAGAACUGGGUGGGCAGCAGCAACUCAAGUGGGAUCUUGAACAUCAGACCAGAAGAUCCAAAGACUACGAGAAGCAGAUUCACAGAAUUGAAGAUGAAGUCUCCGAGUUGAAAUCCCUCAUACCACUACUCAGCAUGGGUUGCAGACACUGUAACCCGGGAUGGACGUUCCUGCACCUAAGGUGUUACUACUUUUCUUUCCCUGUAACCCUUAAACUAAGACCGUGGAAAGACGCCAGACAGUUCUGCCAGAAUUUGGGAGGGGACUUGGCAGUGAUAGACACACCAGAAAAAACCGUGUCCAUAACUACAUUGAUAAAUAGUAAUCAUGAUCCCGAGAGGUCCGAGGCCUGGGGUGGCUUCUGGAUCGGACUGAGCGAUGUGGAGGAGGAACACAUUUGGAAAUGGCCGGAUGGAAGAAGACUGACUGAGCCAUACUGGAACGACGGCGAGCCCAACAAUAGCGACAAUGAGGAUUGUGGAGCUACGUAUCCCAAGAACAAUCCCUUUAAGGCCUGGAACGAUGCUUCAUGCAAUAGUGCCAUGAAAUGGAUUUGUGAAAUGGAACCACAUGACAUGAGUUAAUGAAACUUUUUUCCAAGGUUUAAUUCAAGUGUAAUUGUUAAAAGAACAACUAGUUGCACCUUAAAGACCUUCACACAUCUUCCAAAUUGUUCCUUUUAUUGUUGCAUCAAUAUUUUGUUGAGAAUAAAAAAUAGCAAGAAAGGUUUUGAAAUACACAUCUGAGUUAAGAAAUUAACUAUAAAAUGUAAGAUUAUUAUUUUACUGUAAUAAAUAAAAUCUUGACUUUU